Messenger RNA from Malus domestica (apple), 1093 nucleotides. The record is from RefSeq and is a predicted model, not a curated record. NCBI's taxonomy places the organism in Eukaryota, Viridiplantae, Streptophyta, Magnoliopsida, Rosales, Rosaceae.
CCAGAUCAGUACCGGCCCAUAUUCUCUGCUUUUGAGAGGGACAAAACGGUCCAGUCGGUGGGUGCUUGAAAGUUGAAAGUCUGAAGCGAAGGCCGAAGGGCACCACCGCACCACGCCAGUAGUACAACCCAGCACACAGCAGCACAAGCAAGCGGAGCAGAGAAAAUGCUGGCGAGGAGGAUGGUUUCGUUGUUCAACAGGAGCUCCUCAGCACCACUCUUUUCCAGGCUGAAUUUGAUGGAGUGUGAUGUGGCUAAUAAGAUGGGGUUUGCACAGUUCGGCGGCGAAGACGGUGGAUGAAGGGAAGAGCACGUCGUCUUUUGGUCGGAAAGCGUUGUCUUUUAUUCUGAUUACCACUACCGGCGGUGUUGCUUUGAGUGCUCUUAAUGAUCUUGUGAUUUAUCAAAGCUGCAGCAGCAAGGCCAUGGAGAAAGCCAGUAAGAAUCCAGCAAUCAUAGAGGCUAUAGGGGAACCUAUUGUGAAGGGCCCAUGGUACAAUGCAUCGCUUGCAGUAGCUCAUAAACGGCAUUCUGUAUCUUGCACAUUUCCUGUGUCUGGACCGCGAGGUGCUGGAGUCUUGGAGGUGAAGGCUGUACGUAAUGGAGAUGACACCUGGCUUUCGUAUCUCAUCCCUCGCGAUUGGGACAUCCUAAUCAUGGAUGCCCUCGUCCAUAUUCCCGGAAAUGAAGAGAAGCAGCGAACGGUGCGAAUUGGUAUUUCCGACAGUGCCCCCAGUCCUGCUUGCACGGCAUGCACCGGUUGUCCCACUCAAGUAUCGGCGAGUCCGAAGAACUGAAGUGAUAAACACAUCGGUAGGCAAGAGUGUUUGCACUUUUGAAUCAUCCAUUUCAUACAAAACUUGGUACGGAAUUGUAAUAGCAGAGAGGCUUCUCACCUGAGUAUUUUGUCCGGUUUUUGUGUUUCAGUUUUUUGCGUGACCGGAGGGAAAGCUUUCGGUUUUUAAUCUUGGGCCGGGUUUUAGAAAGUAGAGCGGUAGAGAAGAGUUGGGCUGUAUUUCCUUGUAAAGCCCAUAAACAUUUCCUUUAGAUUUUUUUCUCUUCUUUCUUUAAUAAGUAACUAGUAUUUGCCUACA